Molecule: messenger RNA, 1257 nt
Organism: Synchiropus splendidus (mandarinfish)
Lineage: Eukaryota; Metazoa; Chordata; Actinopteri; Syngnathiformes; Callionymidae
Product: NF-kappa-B inhibitor alpha-like
Exons: 6
Coding region: 37-954 (305 amino acids)
Molecular function (GO): protein binding
Source: RefSeq, a predicted model, not a curated record
GCCGCGGACGUACGAGCAGCGCACCCGAGAGCGAAUAUGGACGUGCAGCGACGCUCACACCACAGCCAAAUGGAUUAUAACCGCGAGCCCAAGCCGGGGAAGACGCUGCCGUGUCACGAGGAGCGCUUCGACAGCGGCCUGGACUCGCUGAAGGAGGACGAGCUGGAGCGCGACUUCGCGGAAGUGUCCAUCCGAGACGACGCGUCCCCGUGCGAGCACGAGCCUUGGCGCAGCGUCGUCACGGACGACGGCGACACGCUUCUACACUUGGCCGUCAUUCACGAAGCCACCGAACACGCCCUGCACAUGAUCAAACGCUCCCCAAACUGCCCCUACCUGAACGUGCAGAACCACCAAAGACAGACGGCGCUUCACCUGGCGGUGAUCACAGAACAGCCGCUGCUGGUGGACAGUCUCCUCAAGGCCGGCGCCGACCCCCGGUUGACCGACGACGGCGGCAACACGGCUCUGCACAUCGCCUGUAAAAAGGGCUCCCUAGCUUGCUUCGCCAACAUCACGCAAAACGGCAGCAGCCGCCACCUGACUUCGCUCAUUUCCAGCACCAACUAUAACGGGCACAACUGUCUUCACAUAGCGUCUAUAAACGGCUUCAUCUCAUUGGUGGAGAGUCUGGUCAGGCUGGGCGCAGACAUCAACGCGCAGGAACAGUGUAGCGGGAGGACAGCGCUCCAUUUAGCCGUCGACCUCCAGAACCCAGCGCUGGUGCGUCGCCUCCUCGACCUGGGCGCCGACGUCAACUGUUUAAACUACGGAGGCUUCACGCCGUACCACCUCACCUACGGGAGGCAGAACGACGAAAUCCGCCACCAGCUGUACCAGAAGACGGCGCAGGAGCUGAGGGAGCUGCCUGAGAGCGAAUCCGACGACAGCGACAUGGAGGACAUGGACGCGUCGGAAGAUGAAAUGUACGAUGACAUCAAGUUCGGGAAGUAGAACAAGGCCCCCUCCUUGUGAGGUGCGAAGAGCUGCUACUGGGACGUGGGAAACGGAAGUCGGACACGCGGGUCCAGCUUCCCCGUCCAGGCACUGAGGCGCUGGCCCGGGAUCAUGAAUACAUCAAGGAUGGAGUAGCCUGAUCUAGAACAGAGAGACGUGCCGACGCAGUGUUCCUGUUGAAAUAUACCAAUAUGUGAAUAUGUUCAAUAGUGUAAAUACAGAGAUAUUAUUUUUGUACUUGUGUGAAUUGUUAACACUAUUAACAAAUUAUGUUCAGAAUAAAACAGAUUUAUGAAGCUC